Molecule: messenger RNA, 1551 nt
Organism: Notothenia coriiceps (black rockcod)
Lineage: Eukaryota; Metazoa; Chordata; Actinopteri; Perciformes; Nototheniidae
Product: MARVEL domain-containing protein 2-like
Exons: 3
Biological process (GO): bicellular tight junction assembly
Cellular component (GO): cytoplasmic vesicle; bicellular tight junction; apical plasma membrane
Source: RefSeq, a predicted model, not a curated record
GAAGUACCCCACUAUCCGCUCAGAGGAGGAGAGGGACCAGUACAAGGCUGUGUUCAACGACCAGUACGCCGAGUACAAGGAGCUGCAUGCUGAGGUGCAGGCCAUGGCCAGGAGGUUUGGAGAGAUGGACGAGAUGAUGCACAAUCUCCCCUCCAGGCCUUCCAGCCAAAUGGAGAAGGAGCGGAUCAGUAACAUUGUAAUGGAGUAUCAGAAAAAGAAAGCUGAUCCAACAUAUUUGGAAAAAAGAGAGAGGUGUGAGUACUUGAAGAAAAAGCUCUCUCAUAUCAAACAAAAGAUUCAGGAGUAUAACAAGGUCAUGGACUGGAGCGAUAGCAACUAAACACUGAAGUCAUGAAGACAACGUGCUCUGUUGCACACAAAACUGAGGGGACUGAGGUGGGAACGGUGUCUGGACAUGGUGAAAAAGCCCUCAUUGUGCCCACACCUUCUUAUCCAUGAGCCAUUAUCACAUUAGAACAGGUGGACCUGCAGUCAAUGUCUUUUAGAAAGAGUUGUGUACUGCAAUGAAAAGCCUCACAAAAAGUGACACAUUCAGUAUUCAGAGAGCUGUGAUGGACCAGGUGUAACCUAAAGUAUAUACCUGAUGUCCAUUAUAUUUACCUACACACAGCAACCCAGUUGCAGAUCACGUUUUUUAAUGAAGAUUCAUGGAAUUAUGCUUUGUUGUGCCAUUUUGAUAUCACUUAAUUGCUGUGUCUCCAGAACACAUCAAAGAGUGGAAGCAGGGGAAUCAGCUAUAGCCUCUUUAAAGAAAACCACCAAAGCCUCUUUCUUAAUGUUGUUAAUGUUGAUAUACACAGUUCACUGUUUGGGCCAUACUCAAGAAUUAAAUUGCUAAGUAUAAAAUGGGACGAAUGUAAUCUGUUAAAUGACUGGUUGGCGGAGGAAUACAAUCGCAAGCUGGUGAUCAUAGCCAAAUGUGCAAAGAAUUAUAGGAUCUUCUUAUCCAAGUGUGGGUAAAAUGAAAAUCAAGCACGUUUUGGGAUCUUACAAUGGCAUAGACACUCUGUAGAUAAAUCUCAUGGGGAAGUUGAUUGUUAAUGCUGACUCAAUGAUUGUAUAAAUCGUAGCAUCAGCUGUUUAUUUUUUUCAACUGAUUAGUUUUGAUCACAUAGGAUAGGAUUCUUUAUGAACUACAUGUGUGACACUGCAGAGGGUUAAGCUGCUUGCCAUUAUGGUCUGUGUAUUCUGUUACUGCUUUUAUAUUGCAUUAAUUCUGUCCAUUAUUCUUCUCUCAAACUGUUAGGCCCAAUGUAAACUUUGACUAAAAACUUGAAUGUAUGAAUGGUCUCUCUACUCUGUACAGUAACUGUUACUGAAAUCACCAUUUUGAACAUAACAGAUGUAUUUUUUUAUUGUUUUAAUCAUAACUUGGUAAACUUUUUGUACAUUUAUAUGUUCGAUUGAUAUGCAUAUGUAAUUGUUUUGUACCAUAUUGUAAGUCCUACUGCUUUAUACCAAUGAAGUACCUUUAAACAGUGUGUAUAUCUUUUUUUAUUUUUUCAGUGCAAACUUCUGCAAAAUCUGCCA